AAGGAACGGUAACUCUAGAAAUGUUGCCAUUAAAAAGCAUUUGUUUACACGAGAUAGUUUUUUAAGACAAAAUUGUAAACAAUUGCUAAAUAAAUAAAAACUAAUAAAUUAAAAUGGAAAUUGUUAAUCCCUGCUUCUCGGUGUUGUCCAAUUACGAGGUAAUGGAGUCUCUUAAAAAUAUCAAAGAUACUAAAAAGAAAUAUGGUUUGAGAAAUUUGGCCACAAUUGCCUAUGAAACUUUGCAAUUUUUGGAAGAUUCUCCCAGUAAACAUCAAAAUCGUGAAGCCAUUGUGGCCUUUAUUAAUGAUAUGCAGCCCUAUAAAUUAACAACAAAUGAGUGUCUAAUGAUGGUCAAUGAUCCACCUUCCAGUGCUUUACAUAUACAACUGCUAAUUGAGGACAGUGAAGAACGUUUAACGGAGGAACAAGUUGCCCAAAUCAUAGAAAUAGCCAAAACCCACUUUCCCGGACCUCCACAAGAAACUAAUUAAAAUAUAAAUAAAAUACUAUUUAUUUAAAA
Messenger RNA from Lucilia sericata (common green bottle fly), 520 nucleotides. It is a transcript of the gene Polr3I, whose product is annotated as DNA-directed RNA polymerase III subunit RPC9. The transcript has 3 exons. Gene Ontology annotation, biological process: transcription initiation at RNA polymerase III promoter. Gene Ontology annotation, cellular component: RNA polymerase III complex. The record is from RefSeq and is a predicted model, not a curated record. Bases 114 to 491 code for a protein of 125 amino acids. Gene Ontology annotation, molecular function: nucleotide binding. NCBI's taxonomy places the organism in Eukaryota, Metazoa, Arthropoda, Insecta, Diptera, Calliphoridae.